Molecule: messenger RNA, 1969 nt
Organism: Vicia villosa (hairy vetch)
Lineage: Eukaryota; Viridiplantae; Streptophyta; Magnoliopsida; Fabales; Fabaceae
Product: O-fucosyltransferase 39
Exons: 10
Coding region: 197-1708 (503 amino acids)
Source: RefSeq, a predicted model, not a curated record
AUCUUUCAGCCAUAAAGCUCCAAAGAAAAUACUAUAUAUAUAAAAAAACAUGAUUAAAUUCAUGAUGUGAUUCUCUUCUUCUCCUUCAUCUUCAUCUUCUUCUUCUACAUUACUUCAUUCACAUUCCAAAAACUUCUUCUGAAGGGUCAAAACGGUCAUUUUCUAGAUCCGUCGUUAAGCUCCACUUUCCAUCACCAUGGAGCUUGGCUUCCAUUGCAAAACACUUGUUGUUUCUCUUUCCGUUUUGAUUCUCUUCUCCACUUUUAGUGCCUCUUCUUCUAUUUACUCCGAAUUGAAUCCUAUAAAACCGAGACAUUCACGCCUUCUCAAGAGCGCUGUGCAACGUGAAACUCCGACAUCGCAGCUUUCUGAAAUAUGGACGCCUCUGGAAAACCAAGGUUGGAAACCUUGCAAUGAAGUGAGAAACAAGCCAACAGCAUUACCGGAGAAGUCUGAAGGAUACAUCCAGGUAUUUCUUGAUGGAGGUCUGAACCAGCAAAGGAUGGGGAUAUGUGAUGCAGUUGCUGUUGCCAAGAUACUGAAUGCAACUCUUGUGAUCCCAUACCUUGAAUUAAAUCCUGUAUGGAAGGAUUCAAGCUCAUUCGAGGAUAUAUUUGACGUGGAUCAUUUCAUCGAUGUAUUGAAGGAUGAUGUUACUAUUGUUAAAGAGCUUCCUGAAGAGUACUCAUGGAGUUCAAGGGAGUACUAUGCGUUGGCUAUUAGAGAUACCAGAAUCAAGGCUGCACCCGUUCAUGCAACAGCCAAUUGGUAUCUGGAGAAUGUUUUGCCUGUCCUACAAAGUUUUGGUAUUGCUGCAAUUUCUCCAUUUUCUCACCGCCUGACUUUUGACAACUUGCCUAUGGAUAUCCAACACCUGCGCUGUAAAGUCAACUUUCAAGCUUUAGUAUUUGUUCCCCAUAUCAGAACACUUGGAGAUGCCCUUAUCAGUCGCCUUCGCAAUCCUCAGCACUCUACUGAAGAAAUGGGCUCCAAUUACCUUCAAGAGGUCACAGAUGCAGAUGAUAAUAAAAAUGCAGGGAAAUUCGUUGUUCUGCACCUCCGAUUUGAUAAGGAUAUGGCUGCCCAUUCAGCCUGUGAUUUUGGUGGUGGAAAAGCUGAAAAAUUGGCCCUUGCAAAGUAUAGACAGGUUAUUUGGCAGGGAAGGGUUCUUAAUUCCCAAUUCACUGAUGAAGAGUUAAGGAGUCAGGGCCGAUGCCCAAUGACUCCCGAAGAAGUUGGAUUGUUGCUAGCAGCUUUGGGAUUCGACAACAGCACUCGUUUAUAUCUUGCCUCUCACAAGGUCUAUGGUGGAGGAGCCAGGAUUGCUACUUUGAAGCAAUUGUUUCCUCUGAUGGAAGAUAAAAAGAGCCUUACUUCGCCUUUUGAGCGUACUCAGAUAAAGGGAAAAGCUUCUCUAUUAGCCGCACUUGACUACUACAUUAGUAUCCAUAGUGACAUCUUCAUUUCUGCUUCCCCGGGGAAUAUGCAUAAUGCGUUGGUUGGACACAGGACUUACUUGAACUUAAAGACUAUAAGGCCAAACAUGGCAUUGAUGGGUCAACUGUUCUUGAAUAAAUCGAUGGAGUGGUCAGAGUUUGAGCAUGCAGUGGUUGAAGGUCAUGAAAAUAGACAAGGUCAACUCAGGGUUAGAAGGCCUAAACAAUCCAUUUACACAUACCCUGUUCCUGAUUGCAUGUGCCAAGCUUAAUAGAUUGCUGUCAGAUUAGUAGCCUCUAUAUUUUAUGAUUCAGUCUUAUUAUUUGAGAUUUGAAUCUGGUUAAUAAAAGCAUUAUCACUAGCUUAUUCAUGAGGGUUUGUCUAUGAUGCUCUUGGUAAGAGUGCUUGAUAUAAUAGUAUAGUAGUAGCCAGUAGGUGUCUUGUGUGUGAGAGAUGUAUGUAUGAGAUGAUGGCAUUCUUAGCAGGAGCAAUAUUAUUUAUAAUUCAAUAACAUGAGUCAUUUUGUUGUUUA